GGCAUUUGUGAAGAUCACAGUGAACUUCCUGAGGAGAAUGAAGCAGGAGGAGCUGGCUGACCGUCUGCAGAGCAAACAUCUUGCUGCUGUUUGUCAUCGUAACCUUAAAUUUGCUCUGAAGAGGAAGUUCCAGUGUGUGUUUGAGGGGAUCGCUAAAGCAGGAAACCCAACCCUUCUGAAUCAGAUCUACACAGAGCUCUACAUCACAGAGGGAGGGACUGCAGAGGUCAAUGAUGAACAUGAGGUCAGACAGAUUGAAACAGCAUCCAGGAAACCAGUCAGACCAGAAACAACCAUCAGACAAGAAGACAUCUUUAAAGCCUCACCUGGAGGAGAUGAACCAAUCAGAACAGUGCUGACAAAGGGAGUGGCUGGCAUUGGGAAAACAGUCUUAACACAGAAAUACACCCUGGACUGGGCUGAAGACAAAGCCAACCAGGACAUCCAGUUCAUAUUUCCAUUCACUUUCAGAGAGCUGAAUGUGCUGAAAGAGGAAAAGUUCAGCUUGGUGGAGCUUGUUCAUCACUUCUUUACUGAAACCAAAGAAGCAGGAAUCUGCAGCUUUGAAGACUUCCAGGUUGUGUUCAUCUUUGAUGGUCUGGAUGAGUGUCGACUUCCUCUGGACUUCCACAAAACUACAAUCCUGACUGACCCUAGAAAGUCCACCUCAGUGGAUGUGCUGCUGAUAAACCUCAUCAGGGGGAAACUGCUUCCCUCUGUUCACCUCUGGAUAACCACACGACCUGCAGCAGCCAAUCAGAUCCGUCCUGGCUGUGUUGGCAUGGUGACAGAGGUCAGAGGGUUCUCUGACCCACAGAAGGAGGAGUACUUCAAGAAGAGAUUCGGAGAUGAGCAGCAGGCCAGCAGGAUCAUCUCCCACAUCAAGACAUCACGAAGCCUCCACAUCAUGUGCCACAUCCCACUGCAGAAAGGAAACCUGAUCUUCUAUGAAUCAGACCUGACAGAGUGUGGCAUCGAUAUCAGAGUAGCCUCCGUGUACUCAGGAGUGUUCACACAGAUCUUUAAAGAGGAGAGAGGACUGUACCAGGACAAGGUGUUCUGCUUCAUCCAUUUGAGUGUUCAGGAGUUUCUGGCUGCUCUUCAUGUCCAUCUGAUCUUCAUCGCCUCUGGACUCAAUCUGCUGGAACAACAACAAACAACCUCCCAGUGGUCUAGCUUUUUUAGAAAAAAACAGUCUCUCCACCAGAGUGCUGUGAACAAGGCCUUACAAAGUCCAAAUGGACACUUGGACUUGUUCCUCCGCUUCCUCCUGGGUCUUUCACUGCAGACCAAUCAGACUCUCCUACGAGGUCUGCUGACACAGACAGGAAGCAGCUCACAGACCAAUCGGGAAACAGUCCAGUACAUCAAGGAGAAGCUCAGUGACAAUCUGUCUGCAGAGAAAAGCAUCAAUCUGUUCCACUGUCUGAAUGAACUGAAUGAUCGUUCUCUAGUGGAGGAGAUCCAACAGUCCCUGAGAUCAGGGCGUCUCUCCACAGAUAAACUGUCUCCUGUUCAGUGGUCAGCUCUGGUCUUCAUCUUACUGUCAUCAGAAAAAGAUCUCGAUGUGUUUGACCUGAAGAAAUACUCUGCUUCAGAGGAGGCUCUUCUGAAGCUGCUGCCAGUGGUCAAAGCCUCCAACAAAGCUCUACUGAGUCGCUGUAAACUCUCAGAGAAAAGCUGUGAUGCUCUGUCCUCAGUUCUCAACUCCCAGUCCUCUUGUCUGAAAGAGGUGGACCUGAGUGACAAUAACCUGCAGGAUUCAGGAGUGAAGUUUCUGUCUGCUGCACUGCAGAGUCCACAUUGUACACUGGAAACUCUCAGACUGAGUCAAUGUAACCUUUCAGAGAGAAGCUGUGAUGCUCUGUCUUCAGUUCUCAACUCCCAGUCCUCUUGUCUGAAAGAAGUGGACCUGAGUGACAAUAACCUGCAGGAUUCAGGAGUUAAGUUUCUGUCUGCUGCACUGCAGAGUCUACAUUGUACACUGGAAAUUCUCAGAUUGGGGAGCUGUGGUUUGUCAGAAAUCAGCUGUGAUUAUCUGGCAGCAGCUCUGAAAUCCAACCCCGCGCAUCCCAGAGUGCUGGACCUGAGUGGAGACUACAACAACCUGCAGGAUUCAGGAGUGAAGCAGCUGUGUGUUCUUCUGGAGAAUCCACGAUGUCGAUUUGAAACUCUGAGACUGAGUUUCUGUGGUUUGUCAGAGAUCAGCUGUGAUUAUCUGGCAGCAGCUCUGAAGUCCAACCCCUCCCAUCUUAGAGAGCUGGACCUGAGCUGGAACAAGCUGCAGGAUUCAGGAGUGAAGCAUCUGUGUGGAUUUCUGGAGAGUCCAGGAUGUGGACUUGAAACUCUGAGAUUGAAGAGCUGUGGUUUGUCAAAGAUCUGCUGUGAUUAUCUGGCAGCAGCGCUGAAGUCCAACCCCUCCCAUCUGAGAGAACUGGACCUGUUCCCGAACAACCUGAAGGAACCAGAUGUGAAAAAGCUGUCUGAUCUUAAGAAGAGUCCAGACUACGGACUGGAGACUCUGAGGUGGGAACCAUGGCAUUAAACAGGACGGUGUGUGUGCUGAGAGAGGAUGAAGCAGCAACAGCUUGUGUGUAGAGACGCUCUGAUUGGGCCAUGUUACUAGGAGGGGGAGUGGAGAGGAGAGCUUCAUCCAGCAGCGACUGACAGAGGAAUGAAGUGCAGAUGACUGUCAGUGCUGCAGAGUGAACUGCUCUGAGAACAGCUCCACUGUCAGACACAAUGUAGAGUCCAGCAUCAUCCCUGUGUGUCCCUCUGGAUCUGACAAAGGAUCAUCAGUGUAUCUGGACUGCUCUGCUGCUGCUCUGUCCUUCUACAGUCUCUGCACAGUCUCUGUCUGACUCUGGCUUCAGACCCUCCUGGAUCAAACUCACCUGGAAAGGCUUUCAAACACCUCUGAAUAUAUUUGAAUACAGAAUAUAUUUGAUUUAUACUGUAGAUGUACACUGAAUGUUUUCGCUCUUCUGUUAGUUUUUCAUAUAUUUAUAGACAAUAUAUUGACACCACCUGUCUCACCAUAGAGCAGUCGAUGAGGUAAAAAAGAUUCA
Messenger RNA from Pelmatolapia mariae (spotted tilapia), 3068 nucleotides. Its product is annotated as NACHT, LRR and PYD domains-containing protein 9-like. The record is from RefSeq and is a predicted model, not a curated record. NCBI's taxonomy places the organism in Eukaryota, Metazoa, Chordata, Actinopteri, Cichliformes, Cichlidae. The transcript is spliced from 9 exons. Gene Ontology annotation, biological process: intracellular signal transduction. Bases 38 to 2545 code for a protein of 835 amino acids. Gene Ontology annotation, molecular function: protein binding.